AUGGAGACACAUGGCAGUAUUUCUGAGGACCCCGCUCUCAAACUCUUCGAGGCCAGCAAUGGUGUGGGGGCGGGGCUUGUCGGGCAGGAGGAGGCGUGGUAUGGAUUCCGGAUAACGGUUAGUGCUGUGCUGCUGUUGGAGCUGCUCCUCGGAGUGGGUGGGAACCUGACUGUUUUGGUGUUGUACUGCGGUCAUUGCAGCCUACUAGAGUCCGUCAGUCAUGCCGUCACUCUCAGCCUGCACACCCUUGACCUCUUGCUCUGUCUGCUCUGCCUACCCAUCACUGCCACCCUCCUUCUCAUGGGUGCCACCCCACACCAUACCCUGCUUUGUUGCCUCCAUGAAGCAGCAGCUACCUUUGCCAGUGUGGGAACUGCACUAAAUCUGCUGCUCAUCAGCCUCGAUCGCUAUGACAUCAGCGUCAGGCCGGCCAAUCGGUUGCUCACACCAAGGAGAGCUGCAUUUUUGCUAAUUGGAGUGUGGGUAGUAUCAUUUACUGUGCCUCUCUUACCGUUUGUGGAGGCAGAGCUUGCUAAUGAGCCAAUAGACGAAGCACCGGUUUAUUCUAAUAGCACAUUACUGUGUUCACAACUGAUAGGGACGUUGCAGGCUCAUCUUCUGCUGCAGGUUCCUAUCUUCCUGUGCUCUUUGGCCGUUAUGCUGUUUACAUACUCUCGGAUUCUACAAGCCCUGCGCAUCCGCAUAGGACAUCCAGCCAGAGCGCAACGGGACACCACACAACUUAAACGACACAACUGGCAAAGGCGUAAAAAGUCUGCAAGGUUGACAGAGAACAUGACAAGGACCAUCUCUCCUCCAGCCCUCUCCACUGGACCUCUUGUUGUCUUUGGUGUGGGGGCUUCAGUGUCGGCCAUCCUGGCUCUGCGUCGUGCAGUAAGACGUCAUAGAGAUCGCAGAGAGCGUCAGAAGCGUGUCUUUCGCAUGUCCGUCAUUAUUGUCCUUUCUUUCCUACUCUGCUGGGCCCCUCUGUCCAUCACACCACUCCUGUGGCUGGCAAUUGGACCCUCUGAAUGGCUGGAGCGCCUAAGAGUCUGCUUCCUAGUGCUCGCCUAUUGGACGGUGGUGCUGCAUCCACUGCUGUAUGCAUUUACACGGCAGAAACUGAGAAAAGUUCUGCACACGCGUCUGCGCCGGCUCCGCACAAACAACACACACACCGUCAUUCAAAAAAGAACAGGGAACAGACGCAAGCACAAGGCAGACUGCAGCGAUGCUACAGACCGCUGCCUAAUGGAGGCCAUGAGAGAGUGACAGCUUGUGUUUGUGUGUGCUUGUGUGUGAGAGUGUAUGUGUGUGUGACUUUGCAAAUUAAGUGUGAGAAACGUGUGUGAGAGCUAAUA
This is a messenger RNA of Trichomycterus rosablanca, 1361 nucleotides long. RefSeq names its product G-protein coupled receptor 22. The record is from RefSeq and is a predicted model, not a curated record. Gene Ontology annotation, molecular function: G protein-coupled receptor activity; peptide binding. The transcript is spliced from 2 exons. Gene Ontology annotation, biological process: G protein-coupled receptor signaling pathway; cellular response to hormone stimulus. Bases 1 to 1272 code for a protein of 423 amino acids. Gene Ontology annotation, cellular component: plasma membrane. Lineage: Eukaryota; Metazoa; Chordata; Actinopteri; Siluriformes; Trichomycteridae.